UUUCACCUGGAUUCACCUGGUCAGUCUAUGUCAUGGAAAGAACAGGUGUUCCUAAUAUUUUGUACACUCAGUGUAACUGUUCAAUGGCUGACAUUGUUCGACGGCAGUGACAUCCACAUACAGGCACUGCACUCCCAUCGUUUCUUCUUCUUUCCCACCAACAAAGCUAAAGCAAGCCGUGAUGAUGCUGACAUUCUGAAGACACGUUCUGUUUGCGUUUCUCACCGUGAUUGGUCUCGCAGGCCACAAUCUCUCUGAUAAGGUAUUCGGUGGCAUUAACCCCUGUCUGCGCGCAGAGAUAGGACCCGCGGAUUCCCCCGUUCAUCUGUCCAUCACUGCAUUAGGACCACCCGGCGGCAGGUGGGUGUCAGAUACCCGCGUCAAACAGUGCAGUGUUUGCCGAGGGCAUUGAUUUGUGCACGGUAAAUUCUGUUCAAUCAUUAUCGGACUGCGGGGCAGAGAAUACAGACACAAAUAGAAACUAAGUAGUGAACUUUUCCGUUUGUGUAAACAGUGAGACCAAUGGCUUAGGUGCAACAGGGUCACAUGGUGAUGACACACCUGUCCAUGGCCUAUAGCGGCGCCAGGCGCACGAGCAGCACAGGUAGAGCAGAACACAAGGUUCCGCGCUGCGUAAGCUAUAGGGCGCAGGUACGUGUGCACACACACCCGUUGGAUAGCCCUGGCCCUCGGCAGUCAUGAAUCGAGAAGAGCACUACUAUUCUCCCGCGCAGCUGUUCAAAGACUCCUGCGCCUACCAGAGACCACACAGCGAGGACUACAGCCACAGCCCUCCGCCCUGCCUCUACAUGGGCCGGCAGGCUCAGUCCGUCUACUCCUCGCCCUCCAUGGGAGGGCUAGACCAGGCGAGUCUCCCUGACAUUGCUCCGUACAGUAUUCCCAUGCGAGAGGACCCGGGUGUGCCGCAGCUCCACCACCCCCAGGGGCCCCAGCAGACUCUCCAGCCAGGGGGUUACGAAUACCCGGGGGGGUUGGCUCUGUGUGCCGAUAGGAACAAAUAUCACCUGCCUUUCCCCUGGAUGAAAACCACCAAGUCUCACGCGCACACCUGGAAGGGACAGUGGGCAGGCCCCUACAUGGUGGAGGCGGAGGAGAACAAGCGGACCAGGACGGCCUACACGCGAGCCCAGCUCCUGGAGCUGGAGAAGGAGUUCCUGUUCAACAAGUACAUCAGCAGGCCGCGGCGUGUCGAGCUGGCCCUCACCCUCAGCCUCACAGAGAGACACAUCAAGAUCUGGUUCCAGAACCGACGGAUGAAGUGGAAGAAGGAGGAGGACAAGAAGAGAGUGAGGGGGAUCGACCCCGAGCAGGACUCGUCCAUUACGUCAGGAGACUUGAAGGAUGAGGCUGGGGUGGGAGUCGUGGGGGCAGGACAUCCCACCACCACGACACCCCCCUCACCCUUACACGCCCACUCCAUGUCAGGUUCUAGAGACUCGGCCUAGCAGGGCUGAUAUGGAUGGAUGAAAACUGGACAGACACUGAGGAAAGGGGACGCUCUUAGGCUGCGUUAACACAGGCAGCCGAAUUCUGAUAUUGUUUCACUAAUUGGUCUUUUGAUCAAUCAGAUCAGCUCUGAAAAAGAGCUGACGUGAAAAGAUCUCAUGUGAUUGGUCAAAAGACCAAUUAGUGGAAAAAAGAUCAGAAUUCGGCUGCCUGUGUUAACGCAGCCUCAUUCAAACAGACUCGGUUGGUAUUAUUCAUGUACAUUAUCGGCGGUGACAGAUUGAAGAGAGGUGAAAGGCGAGGACUGCAGGUUCAUUGUCUGCGAUAUCAUUCUGCGACUGAACUCUAACCUCAUGUUGUCGUGCUGAGGACAUGCGGGUCAUGCACUGAUGAUGACAGUUGGCAUUGGACAUACGUGUACAGACCCACUGCUCUGGUCUGCAGCCUCUCGUUGCGUUGUCAGAAGAGGGCAGCACCCAGUGCCUGGAGAGACAGUUGUGAUACAGACCACACAACUCUGUUGAGAGUGACGUCGGGCAUCUAGCCUACUUUGAUUGCUUUACUAAAAUCAAUGCACUUCAGAUACCUUCUCUGAAAAUGUUAGCAGUGUACAACCAAGUUUCAUUUAUGUAUGUAAAUAUAUGCAGUCUAUGCACGGGACAUGAUUCUGUCAAUAUUGACAAUACUGAUGCAUUUUCUGAUAAAUUGGUAUAUGACAAAAAAUGAGUCAAUCACACCAAUUAUAUAGCCUAUUUAUGUACUUAAUGUUAUCACAUCGUUGAUGUCUUAAUGAUAGGCACUGUGAAUAAUGUACUGUAUUUUGAAUUCUUUAUUAAGCUAUAAAGUUCAAGUUUGAAAUCAGAAUAAAGUCAAAUGAAACAUG
This is a messenger RNA of Salmo salar (Atlantic salmon), 2350 nucleotides long. RefSeq names its product pancreas/duodenum homeobox protein 1-like. Gene Ontology annotation, cellular component: nucleus. The record is from RefSeq and is a predicted model, not a curated record. NCBI's taxonomy places the organism in Eukaryota, Metazoa, Chordata, Actinopteri, Salmoniformes, Salmonidae. Gene Ontology annotation, biological process: regulation of transcription by RNA polymerase II; type B pancreatic cell differentiation. Gene Ontology annotation, molecular function: RNA polymerase II cis-regulatory region sequence-specific DNA binding; DNA-binding transcription factor activity, RNA polymerase II-specific.